UGAACUUUAAUAUAUAUAUAUAUAUAUAUAUUCAAACUGACUGGGGUCUGGCCAUAUCUAGGUAAGAGAAACCAUGCAUUAUAUAUAGAAGCAUCAAUUGCCUGUAAGAAUUAAAAAUUAACAAUCCUAAAGAUUAAUACUUAGUUGAUUGCGAGCAUGGUGAUAGCGCGCACGAGAUCCCUUCAACAUGUUUAUGUGCUUGUUACAGUGCUCCUGUUUUUAGUGCACAUCAAACCAUCCCUCCACUUCAAGCAUGGAUGCAUCGAAAGGGAGAAAAAGGCACUCCUUAGGAUGAAAGAUGACCUGAUUGAUGACUAUGGUGUUCUUUCUUCUUGGGGGAGAGAAGAAGACAAAAGAGAUUGCUGCAAAUGGAGAGGCAUCGCUUGCAGCAACAGAACGGGUCACGUUAUAGAGAUUGCUCUUACUUACGAGAAGCCCCUGAGAGGUAAGAUAAGCAAUUCCUUGCUUGAACUGAGACAUCUUACUUACUUAGAUUUAAGUGGCAAUGAUUAUGGUGUAACUCAGUUCCCAGCUGAUAAUAAUGGUUCCCUCUCCAAGUUGCGACACUUGGAUCUGCAUAACGCUAACUUUGCUGGAGCCGUCUCUUCUCUGCUUGCCAAUCUCUCCAGCUUGGUGUAUCUUGAUCUGAGUAAGAAUCAUUUUCAUGAUUUAGAAAACAUUGAUUGGCUUCUUGGUCUUUCUUCUUUAAGUUACCUUGAUCUGGGCGGCAAUUCCCUUGUUAGGCCCAGUGAUUGGUUGCAAAUAGUUAACAAACUCCCUCAACUAGAAACCUUGAGCCUGUCCUCGUGCUUUUCUGGGGAUGGGAUUCCUCUGACUCUUUCCCCAAUCAAUUAUUCAUCAUCCCUUACUACCCUCGAUAUCUCUUAUAAUAACCUUGUGAUUCCUUCAAUAUACCCAUGGUUGUCUAACAUCAGUCGAUAUAUUGAAAAAUUGACCCUCUCUUCCAACCUUUUACAAGGUUCAACUCUAGCUGAAAUUGGGAACAUGAUUUCUCUUCAAGAGCUUUAUCUUUCUAAUGCUACAAUUGUGGGUCCUAUUCCAAAAUCCUUCGGAAACAUGUCCGAUUUGCAUUUUUUAGACCUAUCGGACAACAAUAUCAGCGUACCACUUCCUGACUUGAUUCAAAAUCUAUCUGGUUACACGGAAAAAUCACUGGUGGCUUUAAGGUUGGAUGGAAAUCAAUUAACGGGUUCAUUGCCUGAUCUUACAAGAUUUUCAUCUUUAAGCCAACUAUAUCUCGGAAAUAAUCGCUUGAAUGGGACCAUAGAGAAAAGCAUCGGAUAUCUAUCCAAGCUCCAAGCUUUGGCACUUGAUUGGAAUUCAUUAAAUGGAGUCAUAUCCGAAGACCAUUUUUCAAAUCUGUCCAACUUGAAAGAGUUGGAUUUAUCUGGUAACUCCCUCAUUUGGAAUGUGAGUCUCGACUGGGUUCCUCCAUUUCGUCUAGAAACAUUAAGUCUUCCAUCCUGCAAUUUGGGACCUCAUUUCCCUAAAUGGCUCAGGACUCAGAAGAAUUAUUAUUGGCUGGAUAUCUCUGACUCUGGAAUUUCUGAUUCCAUUCCCAGGUGGUUCUGGGACUUGUCUUUUGCUCCUUACUAUCUAAAUAUUUCCCAUAACAAUUUGAGUGGGACGGUGCCUCAUAUUUCAUUCCAACUUUAUUUUCUUAAUAUUCUCAUUAUUGAUAUAAGUUCCAAUCGUUUCCAUGGUCCAUUGCCUUUGCUUUCAUCUACUCCAAGUUCUUCGUUUUUUAUAACUGAAGUAAUAGAUUCACCGUUCAUCUACCUUGACCUCUCAGGAAACCUCUUUUCUGGAGUAAUUCAUGAUAGUUUGAUUCUCAUGAAAGAUCUCGUGUUUUUGAAUUUGGCUAAAAACAAUCUGUUUGGUAAAAUUCCGCCCUCCAUAGGAUCACUUUCGAAACUUGAAACACUGAUGUUAGGCAACAAUGCCUUAUCGGGAUCAUUACCUUUGUCUUUAAAGAAUUGCACUAGGUUGAAAUUCAUUGACCUGCGUGGUAACAAAUUGUCCGGAAAUGUACCCACUUGGAUUGGAGAAAGCCUAACCUCUUUGCAAUAUCUGAGCCUAAAAUCCAAUAAGUUCUAUGGAAGCAUCCCCUCGCAACUGUGUCAAUUAAAACAAGUUCAAAUCUUGGACCUCUCUGUAAAUGAUAUCAAUGGAACCAUACCAUACUGCCUCAAGAAUUUAAGUGCCAUGGUUGAUGGGAAUUCAACUAAAACAAUCGAUCAUCAAUAUGUUGGGACAACAGAUGGUUCUGUGGCGUAUGCUUAUAUUGACAGAGCAUUGAUUCUUUGGAAGGGACAGAAUUACGUGUGCGACAAAAAUCUAGGACAAUUUAGGAUAAUUGACCUUUCAAGCAAUGAAAUUGGGGGAGAGAUUCCAAGGGAAAUAUCAAGCCUCUCACAGCUUCAUCAAUUAAAUUUGUCAAAUAACAAGUUGAUUGGUGCAAUCCCUGAAGAGAUUGGUUGUUUGAAGAUAUUGGAAUCACUUGAUCUGUCUCAAAAUCAGCUAUCAGGCAGACUUCCUGCUAGCAUGGCUGAUUUAAAUUUUCUCAACACCUUGAACUUGUCAUAUAAUAAUUUGUCUGGGAGGAUUCCAUCAAGUACUCAGCUUCAGGGAUUCAGUGCUUCUUCAUUUUCUAAUAAUUUUGCACUUUGUGGGGAGCCUCUUCAACAAAAGUGCCCGGGAGAUGAUACUCACGUUUCACAACCCAACAUUGAUGGCCGAUACAAUCAAGAAGACAAAGAUGAAUUCUGGAAAUGGUUUUAUGCUGGCAUGGGUCUCGGAUUCACUGUAGGCUUCUGGGGAGUAUCGAGCACUUUACUGUUAAAGCGUUCUUGUAGACAUGCCUUUUUCCAACUCUUGGACAAAUUGGGAGAUUGGGUUUAUGUGAGAACAGCAGUGUACAAGAGAAGAUUGCAACAGAAAUUUCGUAGCUAGGAUUCAUCCCUUCUUCUGAAAUGGUUGCCAAGGACCUCCUGCUGCUGCUGCCGCCGCUGUUGUUUCUGAAAAAAAUUAGUUCCUUUUUCCUAUGGCGAAAUUCCGUAUAAAUAGUGUGGUUUUAGCCGGUUGCUUCAGUAUUAGCUUGUUGCUCAUCAUUAUGUUUAUAUAUUGCUUCUUCAAGAAUGUAAUAAUGAUUUUUGUUUCAUGAAUCCUUUAGUUGGCUAUUUGUACUAUUUUCUCUGUCAUGAUAACGAGAGACUAUUAUUAUGUUAACUAAACAAUAUUUAGUGCA
Hevea brasiliensis (rubber tree) is the source of this 3268-nucleotide messenger RNA. Its product is annotated as receptor-like protein EIX2. The record is from RefSeq and is a predicted model, not a curated record. The transcript is spliced from 2 exons. Gene Ontology annotation, molecular function: protein binding. NCBI's taxonomy places the organism in Eukaryota, Viridiplantae, Streptophyta, Magnoliopsida, Malpighiales, Euphorbiaceae. The coding region runs from base 157 to 2973 and encodes 938 amino acids.